This is a messenger RNA of Oncorhynchus nerka (sockeye salmon), 7294 nucleotides long. Its product is annotated as nuclear receptor coactivator 6-like. The record is from RefSeq and is a predicted model, not a curated record. Gene Ontology annotation, cellular component: transcription regulator complex; nucleus; histone methyltransferase complex. Lineage: Eukaryota; Metazoa; Chordata; Actinopteri; Salmoniformes; Salmonidae. Gene Ontology annotation, biological process: positive regulation of transcription by RNA polymerase II. Bases 151 to 7020 code for a protein of 2289 amino acids. The transcript is spliced from 19 exons.
GGCCAUCUGAAUCUGUGGCUGUGGUAACUAGAGACGGCUCCCCGGUUCAUGGUUUCUAGCAGGCUUUGCAUUGUUGUACUUGCUCCCAAAUGGAUUUUUCUGCAUAAACGGUUCCAGUCUUCCCCACGCCAGUCCCACUAAGAGGGGUGGAUGGCACAUCAACACCCCCCAUCAGAGCUUCCCCAGUGGACAGCAGUCCCAGAUGGGGACCCUGACUCAGAUUCCGACCAGGACUCUGGAGUUGGAGAGGAUGCUGGUGUUCACUGGCAGGACGGAGUUGGAGAGCGUGAUUUCAACAUCUUUGUUGCCUUUCGGGGAAACAUGGAUGACGAGGACUUCCAAGAGAAACUUGACAACAUACUUAACAGGAUGCAUAGUAUGCUUGAAUUGGACUCAGAGAGACUGCAGCUCCAGCAUGUGGAGCCAUGGAACAGUGUGCGAGUCACCUUUAACAUUCCUCGGGACGCGGCAGAGCGCCUCAGGCUGCUGGCCCAGAAUAACCAGCAGCAGCUCCGAGACCUGGGCAUCCUCUCUGUACAGAUAGAGGGUGAAGGAACCAUAAACGUGGCCAUUGGGCAGAAUAGAGGUCAGGAGGUCAGGGUAAAUGGACCAAUCGGUGCGUCCGGUCAGAUGAGGAUGGAUUUGGGAUUCCCGGGACAAGCAGGCCCAGGAGGCAUGAGAAUGAGCAACCCAUCGAUGGUACCCCCUUGCCCCAGUAUGUCUGGACAGGCCAUGGUUCCCGGCAGCAGUGGACAGAUGCACCCCAGAGCUGCCAGACCCCCCUCACAGACUGAUGCGAUGGGCCCAAUGAUGUCGUUGCAGCAGCAGCUUCAGCAUCCUCAGGCUGGCCCCUACGGCCAAGGACCCAUACCCCCCCAGGCAGCUCACCACAUGCAGACCAUGCAGGUGGGCAGGCAGCUCAACCCGGCUGCCCUCCAUCAGCUGCAGCAACAGCAGCAGCAGGCCCAGCAACAAGCCCAGCUCUCCCAGCUUGGUGGCCCCCGUCCCCCCUUCAACUCCUCUGGCCAGAUGCCUGUACCCUCCGGCUGGAACCAGCUCCCCUCAGGGGUCCUCCAGCCGCCGCCAGCCCAGGGAGGACCCAUGGGCUCAGCCUGGAGGAAGGCCCCUCCCCAAGCUCAGUUGACUCAACGUCCCCCCUCCCUGGCUAUGGUCCAGACCCCCAGCCACCCUCCACCUCCGUACCCAUUUGGUAGCCAGCAGGCUGGCCAGGUGUUUAAUGCAAUGGUGCAGGGGCAGCUCCAGCAGCAGCCAGGGGCUGGUCAGUUUGCAGCCCCCCAGCCUAAAGGUCCCCAGGGUGGGCCUGGAGGGGUGGCAGGACCCCUUAGACCUCCACCACCUCUGCCUCCUUCAGCAGGGCCUCAGGGAAACCUCACAGCCAAGUCUCCUGGGUCUUCACCUUCCCUCUUCCAGCAGGGUUCUCCAGGGACUCCUCCCAUGAUGGGGCAGGGUCAGGCCCAGCUGGGACCGAGACCUAUGACCCCACAGGGUUUCUCUCAAGGGGUCGGCUCACCGGGCAGGGCGAUACUGGGACAGCAGGGUAACCUGCAGCAAGGGUUCAUGGUAAUGCCCCAAAAUGGGCAGGCUGGACCUCUGGUUCAUCAAGGAGGAAUGGGAGGCAUGCCCAAUCGCCUACCCAUGGGGUUUCCUAACGUCCCAGGGAACCAGAACUUUGUCGAGGGUCAGGUGACUAGCGCCCCAGGAACCCCUGGGGGAGGAGCCAAUCCCCAGCUCCAGAGCAGCCAGGUUAUGGCACACACAGGAGCCCAGUCGUCAGCCUCCACCCCCAACAACAUGCAAAGUCCGUGCCACUCCCAGCCCAAUGUCAUGGGCCUCCACGGUGGCAUGGCCGGCCAGCCCCCAGGCACCACCUCAGGCCCCAGUAUGGGCCAGCCCAGCCUCCAGAACCAGAUGAUGGGCCUCCAGGGCCAGCCUGUGUCCUCGUCCCCCAGCCAGAUGGUCCAGGGUGGGGGUCCGGGGCAAAUGGUCCUCUCCAGACCCCUCAACCCAGGGCAGAGAGGAGGCAUGACCCCACCCAAGCAGCUGGUGCCCCAGCAGGGCCAGGGGGUGAUGCACAGCCAGGUGGUUGGAGGGCAGGGGCACCAGGCGAUGCUCCUACAACAGCAGCAUCAGCAGCAACAACAGCAAAACUCCAUGAUGGAACAGAUGCAAGGAAACAAACAUGCGUUUGGGGUGAAAGGUCAAGCUGGGGUCAUGCGGGGUCCGUCUCCUAACGGGCCCGGUAACAUGUCUCAGUUCCAGCAAGCUCAGGUGGGCCAACAACAGCAGCAGCAGCAAAUGGCUCAGCUCCAACAACAGCAGCAGCAACACCAGCUACAACAACAUCAACAGAUGACCCAGCAGCAGCUCCAACAGGUCCCCAUGGGUGGCAACCCAAACCAGGUCAUGGGUAUGCACAGUCAGAUGAGACUCCCCAGUGGUCAUCCUCUGGUCCAGCAGCAGCUACAGCAGCAGCAGCUCCAACAACAGAAACAACAACAAGCCAUUCUACAACAGCAGCAACAACAGGCGACGCAGCAACACCCACACGCUCUCGGAGACCCCAGUGGCUGUACAGGCGACAUGGGCAGUGUCCAACAGAUGCUCCAGGACAUACAGGGUCAGCAACAGCAGCAAGGCAUGACAGGAAUUGGAGCCCCCCAGCACAUGCAGGUGGGCAACGGCCACUUCCCGGGUCACGGGAUGAACUUCAAUCCCCAGUUCGGGGGUCAAAUGCCUAUGAGUGGGUUGUGCGCUCAGGCAGGGGGUUUUCCAGUGAACAAGGACGUGACGCUCACCAGUCCUCUCCUGGUCAACCUGCUCCAGAGUGACAUCUCGGCUAGUCAGUUUGGACCUGGGGGGAAGCAGGGGGCUGGAGGACCUGGCCAGGCCAAACCCAAGAAGAAGAAACCACCACGCAAGAAGAAGCCCAAAGUAGGGGAGGGACAGCAGCCGAUGGAUGGGUUAGGGGGUCUGGAUGUGGGUGUUGGCCUGGAGGACCCAGAGCUGCCAGCACUGAGUGGGGAACAGGGGGUGGGCAUGGACCAUUCUGGACCCAAACUUUCAGACUUCACCAACAGGCCUGCAGGUUUCCCAGGUCAGCCUGGAGACCAGAGAGUCCUACAGCAGGUGCCUAUGCAGUUCAUGCAGCAGCAUCAACAACAGCAGCAUAUACAGCAGCAGCAGCAUCAGCAGCAGCAUCAGCAGCAGCUGCAACAACAGCAGCUACAGCAACAACAGCAGCAACAGAUGCAACAGCAGAUGCAGGGAAUGCAAGUUCCUCCAGGACAGCAACAGGGGGUGGCUGGAGCUCUGGGUCAGACUCAAGGCCAGCCACAGAUGCACCCUCAUCAUCUACAACAACAACAAAAGCAGCAACAACCACACCAUCAACAGCAGCAGCAGCAACAACAGCAGAUGGUCAUGAAGAUGCAGCAGGAGCAGGCUAAAAACCGGAUGCCCCUCCAUCCAGGUGGGCAGAACCCCCCCAGGGGCAUGAUGAACGCCGGGGAGGCCCAGAGGAUGCCUGGCAUCCAGCAGGGCAACAUGCCCGUCAUGAUCAACCUCCAGGGGCACGGAGGAGUGCCCCCCUCCCCAGACAAACCCAGAGGGAUGCCCCUCAUGGUCAACCCACAGAUGACUGGGGCAGCCCGGCAGAUGUCUCACCCUGAGGCAGGGCCUGGUUCCCAAGGAACGGGGGCUGAGGAGGCCCCUGGAGGUCCCAAUUCACUGCAGGACAGAUCUGGAGGCCAGGAGAUGGGGAUGCAGUCUGGGAAUGGAGCCCAACAGUUGGUGGUGAACCAGGGCACAAACGCCCACAUGAUGAAGCAGGGCCCCAGCCCCUCGCCCAUGCCCCAGCACCCUGGAGCCAGUCCCCAGCAACAGAUGCCCCCUCAGCCCCUGCAGGGUGGCCCCAUGCCUGGCCUCCACUUCCCUAACGUUGCAACCACCUCCCAGAGCUCCAGGCCCAAAACACCCAACCGGGCCAGUCCCAGGCCCUACCACCACCCUCUCACACCUACCAACCGUCCUCCCAGCACUGAGCCCUCUGAGAUCAACCUCUCCCCUGAGAGGCUGAACGCCUCCAUCGCAGGCCUGUUUCCCCCCAAGAUCAACAUCCCUCUGCCACCCAGGCAGCCCAACCUCAGCCGGGGCUUUGAACAGCAGGGUGGGCUCAACCCCACCACUCUCAAAGCCAUAGGGCAGGCCCCUCCCAGCCUAACUAUGUCCAGCAACAAUGGAAGUGGUGGAGGUAACUCUAACAAUGGUCAGCAGUCUUUCCCUAUAGGCAGUGGAGCGGCCAACUUGGGCCAAGGGAAACAGGACAAGCAGUCUGGAGGAGGACAGGCUAAAAGGGCCAGUCCCAGUAACAGCCGCAGAUCCAGCCUUGCCUCCAGCCGCAAAUCCACUACCCCUAGCCCGGGGAGGCAGAAGGGGGCUAAGACUGCCCUAACCUCCCCUCACCAGCAACACAUGGUCAACCCCCAGACAGGGCAGACCAUGAUGUUGAGCCCUACCCCAGUGCCUCCUAGCCCGGUCUCACUCCCACUCGCAGUUGGGGUGGGCCUGGAUGCCCAUCAGAUCCAGAGCCCCUUCCAGGGGUUCCAGGAUAACACAGCUGAGAUGCCCAGGGAAGGGCAGGGAAUGGCAAGUGUAGAGCAGCGGCAGAUGCCCCAGCCUUUGAGGGAGCUCUCUGCCCCCCGGAUGGCUAGCCUUCGUGUCCCAACUCCUCAGGAGGCUAAAGCUGGGCUUGAGCGCAGAAUGGUAGCAGGGGAGAGGCAGCCUGUACAGAUGGCUCCUCAGCAGGAGUUUGUAUCUGUAUAUGAGGCCUCUCCUGCUCUCAGGGAUGUUCCUACCUCCCUUAACCAGCUACUGGAUAACGCAGCCACCCCCAGCGUGCCUGCCAGGCCCACUCAGAGUGCUCCAGCUGGGGAUACUGUCUACAAGGAGAGCACUAAAGCCUCCAUAGAUCAAGAGAACCCAUCCAGUGCUUUUCAGAGCUUGGAAGUGGGGGAUACUGCUGUUGCUACUACUGGUGCUGCUUUGAACGAGCCAGAAGCUAAACCUAAGCCCAGCUCAACCCCCCGCCCCAAACUCCCAAAUCCAGCCAGUAGUCCUAAUCUGCAGCCUAAAGGAAGCCCCAAUCUUAAUGCUAAUCACAUCCCUAGCCCCAAUGUAAACUCGACUGUAAGCCCCAACCCUACUCUAAACCCUGCUCCUAGUCUUCGUGUCAAUGUGGGCGCUAGCCCCAACACAGCCGCAGUCAGUCAUAGUUGUCCCAGCCUCAACGUUUCCCCCAGACCAAACUUUAACUCAAACCCUGCAGUUAGUCCCAAAUUAAUCCCCAGCCCUAAACCCCUGGCCAGUGUCUCCACAGUCCUGCAGAUCCCUGCGUCCUCUGCCACCAUCUCCCCCAACCAGAUAACCGUGUUUGUCACCUCCAACACUAUCAGUUCCACCCCUCAGGCCCCCCCAGCCAUCGUCUCCACUAUGGUGGCCAUGCCCAGUAAGAACAUCAGACCACAGCAGCUCAGCCAGCAGACCACUGCCCCCCGGCCCCAAUUCAUUACCACGCCUGUGUUUAUUAAUACCGGUACCCCAAUCUUCCAGGUCCCCGCUGCAUCUGUGGCCCCCAACACCACAAUGGUGUCCCAGCCGAUCACCAUGGUAGGGCCCAUACAAGUGUCCACAACUAAUAUCCAGCUCACCACCGCUCCAACCCAGGCUCAAGCCCCAGGCUCUGCCUGGACCCAGGCUUCUGUGGUCAGUGUGGCCGGCACCCAGCCUGCCCGAACGCUAGUUGAGCAGGUCCAGAUGGCCAGUAGACAGGCUUCCCCUGUUAGUAACUUGCCUCCUCCCCAGCAGCAAAGCCCUACCACUCCCAAACCAGAGACCUCUGGUGAGGCGCUCACCGGACAGAAAUCUACCCCACCAGUUGGGCAGCCUUCCCACCGUCCAAGCCCCUAUCCCACAGCCUCUACGUUUGCCUCGUCUCCCUUCCAGCAGCCCCUAGGGUCCGCCUUUCCAUGCUCCCCCUCCUUGGCUGCCCAGGGCAAGCCUUUCCAGGCUCCUGGCUCUGCACCAGUGAGCAGUCCACCAGAUUCCCAGCAGGUUUCUAAGGAAUGGCUAACCCAGACUUUAGGGGGGGCUUACCAGCACCAGACAGGUCUGAACGCUGGGGGUGUGCCCAUUCAUACAUCCCCUGCAUCUCUCACCCAGACUGAGGCCACAGUGUCUGGAGCACAGACUCGGACUACUUCUGCUGCUGCUCCGAAAGACACCACUCCUCCUCCUCCCGUAUCAGCUCCAACUCAUGUUCAUGCUCAACCUGCUACACCAGCCCAGUCCCCUGUUCCUGCCCCAGUCUCUAAACCUACCACCCCUCCGCCAGUCUCAGUCCCUGUCACCACCCCAAUCACUACUACUGCCCCUGUUCCUACCACUGCUACAUUUCUCCCUGAUCCGGCUCCUCCUUCAGCCCCAGUCCCGAUACCAAAUCUGUCCCCAUCUACAUCUCCUGUUGUUGCCACCACUGGACCCUCCAACCCGCCCAGGGACUCCUCAGCCAUAUCCUCCCCAGCGGCCCUUACCCCUACUGUAGCUCAGCCUGUCCCCACAGCCAUGGAGCCUCCAAGCCAGCCAGCCCCACCAGAGGCCACAGCACCUUCGGAGAAUACCCAGAUCAUCCCAGUGUCAAUCCAGCCUGAAGCUCUACAGCAAGAGGAGCCUUCUGCUACUGAAAAUACUGCAGAAGAAGUUGCCACUGUGACUGAACAAGGAUGGGCAAAGAAAAGAAAGACACCCGUUAACUUGGGCUCCAGGGCUGCCGUGGAGAAGUCAAAGGGUCCUAGCAGACGGAGCUCGCGGGCCGACAAGGAGGUGGAGGAGGAGACUGUGGCAGACAGCAUGCAGAGGAAGAGACCGGCCAGGCCUGGAGCCGGUGCUGCUGCUAAAGAAACGGGUGCCAGCCCUACCCAGGCUAAGAGAAGGAAGUCUAAAUGACCACAGUAGUGAAACCCUGUGAACUGAACUGUAAAUGUAUUUUUCUUUGUCAAUCAUUCGAUGAGCAUCUUUUCUCCAGGAUUACACAUUUUUGAUGGUGAAAAUAACCAUGUACAGAUAAUUGUUUGAAAAAUAAUUGUUGAUGUUUUGUCCCUGCUAUCAUGUGAGGUUGUAGCUUGUGUGUGUGUUUAAUUAAUUAUGUGAAGACUGAUAAUAAAACUUGACUCAAUUGUAUAAUUUUGUUGUAAAACUUCAUUAAAUUUUCUACUACUUU